This is a messenger RNA of Siniperca chuatsi (mandarin fish), 6869 nucleotides long. RefSeq names its product ephrin-A3b (gene efna3b). The transcript has 6 exons. Bases 628 to 1260 code for a protein of 210 amino acids. Gene Ontology annotation, biological process: ephrin receptor signaling pathway; axon guidance. The record is from RefSeq and is a predicted model, not a curated record. Gene Ontology annotation, cellular component: plasma membrane. NCBI's taxonomy places the organism in Eukaryota, Metazoa, Chordata, Actinopteri, Centrarchiformes, Sinipercidae. Gene Ontology annotation, molecular function: ephrin receptor binding.
GCCUGAUGUACUGCGACUCGGCCACAGUAUUGGAGGAAUGCGCUUUUGUCGCUCGCAGGGGGUGGAGUUAGAAAGUGAACGAGUGCUGCCUACCAAACAGAGAGGAGAAGGAGGAGAGAAAGAGAAAGGAGAGAGACGGGUGGGCAGGCUCCUCACCGUAAACGAUGGUUGUCGGAUAGAGUCUUGAAGACCUAAUGAAACUGGCUGGUUGAAUUGUUUGCAGCAAUUACAGAGCUCAGUGACCCCGCGUGCUUUGCAUCGCUCGGAUCCUUGGAAGGAAAAAAAAAAGAAACUGCAGCAGCACGCAGACAAGAAUAGUUUAUAAAAGAAGAGGACUUGCUUAAUAGCCUAUCUAUUAUUUUACCACCCUUCAUUUUCCUUCAGUAAGCCCGAUCACGUCAGCAGCACACAACUCUUUUCCAGCGGACAGGACCGUUUCAUGCCCGGAGGAAGACCGACCUCCCGCUUGGACCCAAUACCGGCCUCCCACACUCCUCUGACGGGCUCAGAAGCAGCAGUUCCCGGCAUUUGCUGGGAUGUUUGAGUCGCGUUGUUUGGUGGGGUGAAGGGACCGAGAGAGUGGCCGGAGAGACCAAAGGGACGGAGGCCGAGAGAGGAGCCGGGAGCAUGGCUCUGGUAGCACUGUCUCUCUGGGUGCUAACUAGUCUCACCUGGGCGGACCUGCUCCAGGUGUCAGCCAACAGACAUUCCGUUUACUGGAACAGUUCAAACAUACAUCUGCGUAGGGAGGGCUACACAAUGCAGGUGAAUGUUAACGACUACCUGGACAUCUACUGCCCUCAUUACAAUGACAGCCAGCGUAUGGUGGGCACCGGUGAGCAGUACGUCCUCUACAUGGUCAGUUACCGUGGUUACAGGAACUGCGACCCCCAGUUGGGCUUCAAGAGGUGGGAGUGUAACCGGCCCCACGCCCCCCACGCGCCCAUCAAGUUUUCGGAGAAGUUCCAGCGGUACAGCGCCUUCUCGCUGGGCUAUGAGUUCCACGUUGGACAGGAGUACUACUACAUCUCCACGCCCACCCAUCAUCACGGCCGCAGCUGUCUGAGACUACGAGUGUACGUCUGCUGCUCCACGGCCUCUGACGUGGAUGAUGAGCCAGAGCCUACAGAACCAGACUACACGCUUAGACCAGGCCUAAAAAUUGACGAUAUUGGUAAACAGUCCGUGUGGAGAGCAAAAGAGGCAGAACGCAUUGGGCGAAAUGCAAUCUUGAAUUUAUCGUCAUCAGACGAUAGCUGAUGGGUUCCGUGAUUGCUAGUCGGACUAUAAACAAUGACCGGCGCACAGAAGAGGAAAUCUUGCCCUGGAUAUCCUUUAUCCAUUAUCCGCUGGCUACACUGGAAGCCCCAAAAUAUUGGCCAUUGCACCCAGAGGCUAAAACGUCGUCAGACGAUAACCGAUGGGUUCUGAGAUCAGCUUUAGCUAGACAAACAAUACUUAGAUAGAUUCAUUGUUGAAGAAAGAAAGAAUAUAAAAAGACUACUAUGCCUGAUAUUUCCUGCAUUUACAGACAUUUGUAUCAACUUAGCCAACAACACUUAAAAUUGGUUUCAUAAUAAUGGUACUUUAACAAAUUAAUUCGAAAUGUUAAUUUAUGUAUUAUUAACUGAAAAUGAUAUUUAGAUUCAUGACCUGAAAAAUAAAGAUAAUAUAUUUGCAUCUUUAACCAUACAUCAAUUCUUAUUAUAAGAACACUGACCUCUACUGCCUUAUCCUUGAUUAAUGGUUUAUUUUGGUGUCUUUUUAGGAGAAUACUGUGUUUUCAAAUCGUCACUUCUUGUCAGACUGAAUUCAACCCUGGCUAGCUUCACCAAUCAGAUAGUCAAGACAGCCUGUAUCUAGCCCGACAGGCAAAAUCCAGGGCAUCAAAAAGUCCCCAAAGCACUCUGUGAGCACAUAUUGAUAUGGUGAACUAAAUGACCAAUUCAACAUUUUUAUUGACUCAAACCUUCUCUCAUUUGGAUUAUGACAGCUGAACAAUAAGAGGGCUGAGAGAGAGAUUGUAGAUAGUGGAAAUUACACACUUGUCUUUCCCUGGAAUUUGUUAACAAUAAGAAAAAUAUAGAAAAUCACUAGCCUUAUCCCUUAAAUACUGACAGCAGAUUGAUCGUUGAUAUGUGAUGGCAGAGUGACCAGUUCAUUGGCCAUGCAGCAUCAAAAGUGGCCAGCUAAAGUGAAAUGUGCCGUUUUCAAAAGAGACCUUCAGCACAGUUAACUUCACAGCACCAGCUGGCUUGGCAAGCUGCUGAUCCUGCUAAACAACUACAUGCAAAUUCAUUUCACACUCGCCGUUUUCACCCGGAUAAGUAAAGAACACAGAGUUUCAUCGUUAGUUAUCAAAAAAAACUUUCAUUCAGAAAAGGAAAGACAUGUUCAGUUUCCUGCAGUUAACUGCUAGAUCUUGGCAAUUGCUCCCAUAUUGCCCUUAUGUUGCUCUGCUCUCAUCAGGAUUAUAUAACUGGUGAAAUCAUGGGAAUCAUGGGAAUAAUGCUAAAACUGUUAGCACUGCAACUGUAUGAAAUUUAGCAGCUAAGGGAGAAGCUGAAAUCAACCAGUGACAGACUUUAUGAUAAUCUCUCAGAUGAUCAUGUGGUUACUUCUCAGUGUUAUGGCAACAACAGCACAGCAGCACAAUAACAACAUGUACAGUACAGCUAGCUUGCCCUAGCUAUCUGCCACCCAUUACACAACCAGACGUGUGAGUAUCAAUCAUCGUCCUGUCUUGCUUUAGCACUCUUUUCCAAGGUAGCCUGUAAAAUAUGGGUGUGUGUGUGUGUGCGCACACACUCGCCUGCGUGUGCUUGCGUAAUAAAUCAGUCUGUUCUCAUAACUGUCAUAAGAAAACUCAUCACUGGCUACAGCGAAUGGCUGCAGGUCAUAUGAGUUUGUUGAGAUACCUCUCCCUCUCUUAUUUUUCCUCCCUCCAUCAUUCUUUCAUCUCGUUUCUCUCUCACUCCAUCUCCUUUCUCCAUGCCCUCCUCAUCCUCCCACCCUUUAAUUCCCAACCUCCAUUUUUCCUCCCAGAGUACAAGUAGGAAUGCAAUGGAGGGGAAAGCCACCAAAAUCCAGUUUAUUCACCUUUUGAUGUGUGAAAUUGAGUUUUUCCCUCUUUUAACAUUUUUUCCCAAAAUAAUAUUAAUCUUAGGGUUAUAGUAUGCAUUAAUGCUAUCACAGUGAUGUAAACCAUAUUAAAAUAGAGAAAUAAUUCUAUUCCAUAAUUAUUUUGUUUUAUUUCCUCAUGGUAAGCAUAGAUUGGAGUCAGUUCACGCAAACUUUUGUUUGCCACUAUGUCACUGAGCAAUACAUAUACAUUCUCACCACAUAUCCUCACUACUUGUGUGUCUUCCUUCCUUUCCUGCAAUUAUUUGUAAACACACAUGCAAAAGAUGCUCAUUUCAAUAACAGAAAAAUAUCCACUUUUACUUUUAUUUAAACACAGUAAGUACGUAAUUACAAGUUUCACAGAAGAAUAUACAGAAAAGCAACAGUUAAUUCCACAGAAGAAUAGUUGUAUUGAAUGUUCUUGAACAGAUAAGGAAUGUGGACUACAUGAAAAUACUGUUAAUAUUUAGCGAACAGCUGACACAAUAGCAGAGCGCAAAUUGCCGCAGCUCCUAUGGGUCAUUUUCACCUGUAGUUCUGUGUUGCCAAUUAAAUUAAUAGGAUAACCCAAGUGGUGCAAGAGGAAGUGAGGAAAUCAGCAGGGAGCUGUGAAAUGAACUGAAAACAAAGAAGCAGUACAGUUUCCUAUUCCCCUCCCUCGUUCUCACUCCUCCUGACUGCCAAUUAGACUCAUCACAACAUAGUUUUAAUUACCGUUAUUCAAAGUUCACAUCAGCACAUUCACACAAACACAAGGCAACACACAAACUGCUCAGUUCAAAUCUGCCUGAUUACCGUGUCUGAAAAUGUUUAACUAAGCUGAAUGUUGCAGGCUCAUACUGUAAACCACCCGUUUCUCUCCCCUUCACUGCUCACAGUUUAUUUCCUGGGCGCUGCCCCUUUCAAUCAGUGUCUACAGCUCAACAGUGGUUCCCUCCUGAAUACGGCCUCUAGUAUUAGAUUUCAUUUAGAUCUCAUUUACAACACAGAUGGAAUGGUGCUAGCAGCUCCCCAUGCAGUCAUGUGAUUACUGAUGGCUUUCAGUGGGAGGAUUCUCAUUUACCCACCCUGCUGGCUCAGGUUACUGCAUCUGACGAUCAGGUCCGGCCAUUAGUGAAGAAAAUCAGAAGCUUUUUCUUUAAUGGGGUUUAUUGGAGCAAUUGCCACUCCUUUUAAGCUAGAGUGUGUUUGGAUUGCUUUGCCAGCAACAUCAGGUUGAGUAUCAGUGAAAAGAACACAGCACAAACUGAAUGUCACCUCUCUUUUUAUAACAUUUAUAGAAACAGUUUUGUUAUAUGGUUUAAUUCCAUCAGUUCAAAAUAUCCCAUAAGAAGGUCUGGGAAUCACACAAUAUAUAUGUUGGAAAAUGUGUAAUUUAUUAACUUCUUUGUAAAGUUUUCACAUUUGUGUAUUUUAGCUUGUAGCAUUAUGACUGCUCAUAUAGAUUUUAUACAUUAUACAAAUAUAUACUUUGUACAUGCUCAUUUAAUACCACAUGCUCAUUACCAGGGGAUCCACUGAUAUUUAAAAGAGUAGAGUUACUACAAAACAGGACAUUGUUGUAGUUUCAAACAUCCUGUUUUUAGGUAUCAAGAAAUCAAGGUGUGCCAGCUGGUUGCUCAGAUGCAUCAAUUAGACUGAUGAUGUCACAACCCUAAACUGCUUCUUAUGCUGCGUUCCUGACAACUCGGGAACUCGAAAAAUUUCCGACCUCCUACUAGAAAAAGUACAAUGCAACGCCACUUAAAGUCGGAGUUCCUACUUGUGAACUCGUAGCAAAUUUAUCUACCCCGACUUGAAGAAGCAGUUGUCUGACGCCACAUAACAAUGGCAGCACCAUGGAAGCGCACAUUAGGCUACAUUUCAAUCAAUAGGGGAGAGGGGUAGGAUGUAUUUGUAGACUACAGUAUUAGGCAAGUGAAUGGAAUAUGAAGAUACGUUUCCGAGUAUAAAAGUGCCAUAAAAUAAUAUGUAUAAUGGCGUCUGUUCAUGCGUCGUUGUUUCAUCCUCUGUUUCAUAUAUAUAGAUAUAUAUAGCCAUAUUCAAUAUAAAUGUGUGUGAAAGUGGCCACAAUCUUGUACGCCAAAUUAAAAUUCUAACAUAUUUUAUGUUAGAAAAGUAUGACAUACUGUAUACAUUGUAUUACAUAUAUAUUUUGUUGUAUUUUAACCACUACAGUUGAUGGCUCCUGACAAACAUACACACACACACACACACACACACACACUUGCCCGCUGUCUCACUGUCACAAAAAAUAAAAAUAAUUAUUGCAUGUGAUAUACAACGUGACCUUCUGACAUGUUCCCGAGCCAAACAUCAGCUCACUAGAGGAAGCUGUGUGUUUGUGUGUGUGUGUGUGUGUGUGUGCGUGUGUGUGUUUCAUGUUCUUAUAUCCUGGUUGGGACUUUAACCUGAAUGCACACUAAACCAUGGGGGCCUGUGUUACCGUGGGGACAAAAAUUGAGGUCCCUAUGGGUCGAGAGUUUGAGGGUUAAGACUUGGUUUUAGGGUACAGGUCACAAUUAGGUGUGUGUGUGCGUGCGUGCCACAUUUUGGAGCAGAAAAAGCAGGCUGCAGCUGCCUGAUAAUUAGAUAGCUCAGACACCUAGAGGCGUCUAUGAAAUUUUAUGUCAUGUUGACAAGAACAAGGAGAUAUCUUAGUCUCAGAUUGUGUUUAUGAGAGUAUCUGUGUGUGUGUGUGUGUGUGUGUAAUGAGGUGAUUAGUAGAGCCACACUUUAGAACCAGUUUUGCGAGAUGCUCUGCUGUUUGUGUCUUCAAAACCACAUUCCUCUGUCAGUCAGCGCCAAAGUGUCCUGACCCCUCAGCUGCAUGCUCGGUUACAGAGCGGUCAAAGCAUUUAACCUGAGCUCCACUGCUGCAUAGACCUCAUUAGAUUGGCCAGCAGAGCAUACCAGAAGAGGCCAUCUCUAAAACCAGGUGUCAGCCAGUCAUUACUCUGCAGUCUGACCCACAGAGCAGCUGGAAAUAUUCUAGAGUUAGAUACGGCGCCGAGUGGAAACACUGAGAAAAUCCCCACUUCACUUCACACAAUAGUUCAGCAAUAGCCGUCCUGUGUAUAGACAGAAAAUUGUACUUCUGUCUGGUCUUCAGUCUCAUUAAUCAAGUGACUACAGAGGGUGUGUCUGGCAGAUCUGGCCGCACGUGUGUCUCAUAAGUGUAGGCAUGCAGUGAACCGUCUGGUGGCUCGUGUUUUUGUACAUCGACUAGACAUCAACGCUCAGUGUGUAGCCCGCAACAAAAGACCGCAAACUAUUUUUAGGACAUCACCAGGUGUACGUGGUGGGGGGUUGGGGCGGGGGUUACAGUAUAUAAAGUGUGUCUGUGUGUAAAAGUAUGCAAGUGUGUGACUGGGAAUGUGUAAUUUUAUUAAAACAAUAGGAGCUCUCUGAUAACAGCUGCAGCAGUCUGCCAUGGCACUGCUGUUGUGUUGUAUUUGUAGCAGACUUACCAUGUUUUAGUGGGAGUGUGACUCUGCUGUAAGCUGCCUUUUGUUCAGUCAGUCUGUUUCAUUAAAACAUUUGGUCAUGUUUUAGUAAAAGCUGUGCUGUGUAAGCAGAUUAUAGCACAAUUAGAAGCAUAGAUAAACUUGUCUUUUUUCCUUAAUUUCCUUUUAAGUUUUUCAAGUGUGGAAUAAAACCUGCUAGCAAACUGCUAGCACUGUAAUGAAUUUAUGAAUUUAUAUAAAAACACAGUCCCUCAUUCAUUCUUUCUCUCUGUCUCUGUU